ACGGCGGCCAGGUCGCGCCGCGAGCGAGCUUCCGCGCCGCCCGCACGCGCGACCUACCUGGGCGCCCCGCGCCCCCGGAUGCUGCAGAUGGGGAAGCUGAGGCCCUGAAAGGGAUGUGACACUUCAGGGCACACAGUUAGUCAGUGACAGAGCAAGGACUGGCACCUACAUCCUCCCAUUUCCAGCCCCCAGAAUUUGGGCAUGUUUCCUUCCAGCUCUCAUCCAAGUUAUUCAGCGAUAGUUAUGACCUCCCGGUUACGUGCGUUGGGUGGAAGAAUUAAUAACAUACGCACCUCCGAAUUACCCAAAGAGAAAACUCGAUCGGAAGUUGUCUGCGGCAUACGGUUUUUAGAUGGCUUGGUACAGACUUUUAAAGUUAAUAAACAAGAUACUGGCCAGUCGCUUCUGGAUAUGGCAUAUUCCCAUCUGGGUGUGACAGAAAAGGAGUAUUUUGGUUUGCAGCAUGGUGAUGACCCAGUGGAGUCCCCUAGAUGGCUCGAGUCAAGCAAACCCAUCAGGAAGCAGUUGAAAGGAGGUUUUCCCUGUACCCUGCAUUUUCGAGUAAGAUUUUUUAUACCUGACCCCAACACACUGCAGCAAGAACAAACCAGGCAUUUGUAUUUCUUACAACUGAAGAUGGAUAUUUGCGAAGGAAGGUUAACCUGCCCUCUGAACUCGGCAGUGGUUCUAGCAUCCUAUGCAGUACAAUCUCAUUUUGGAGACUUUGAUUCUUCCAUACAUCACCCCGGCUAUCUUGUUGACAGCCAGUUUAUACCAGAUCAAAACGAUGACUUUUUAACCAAGGUGGAAUCUCUCCAUGAGCAGCACAGUGGGCUAAAGCAAUCAGAAGCCGAAUCUUGCUACAUCAACAUAGCACGGACCCUCGACUUCUACGGAGUGGAACUGCAUGGUGGUAGAGAUCUGCACAAUUUAGAUCUAAUGAUUGGAAUUGCUGCUGCGGGCAUCGCUGUAUACCGAAAAUACAUUUGCACAAGUUUCUAUCCUUGGGUGAAUAUUCUCAAAAUCUCUUUCAAAAGGAAAAAGUUCUUUAUACACCAGCGACAAAAACAGACCGAAUCCAGGGAACAUAUCGUGGCCUUCAACAUGCUAAACUAUCGAUCUUGCAAAAACUUGUGGAAAUCCUGUGUUGAGCACCAUUCGUUCUUUCAGGCAAAGAAAUUACUACCUCAGGAAAAGAAUGUUCUGUCUCAGUACUGGACUCUGGGCUCCAGGAACCCCAAAAAGUCUAUAAACAGCCAGUAUUGCAGAAAGGUGAUUGGUGGUAUGGUGUGGAACCCAGCCAUGCGGAGGUCCCUAUCGGUGGAGCAUCUGGAAACCAAGAGCCUGCCUUCCCGGUCUCCUCCACUAACCCCCAACUGGCGAAGUCCUCGGCUCCGACAUGAAAUCCGGAAGCCCCGACACUCCUCUGCAGAUAACCUCGCAAGUGAGAUGACCUACAUUACGGAGACUGAAGACGUAUUCUACACCUACAAAGGCUCCCUGUCUCCCAGAGACAGUGAUUCAGAAGUUUCUCAGAACCGCAGCCCACACCGAGAGAGUUUAUCCGAGAACAACCCAGCACAAAGCUGCCUGACCAAGAAGUCAUCCAGUUCUGUGUCUCCAUCUUCAAAUGCUCCAGGCUCCUACUCACCCGACGGAGUUGACCAGCAGUUCUUAGAAGACCGCCACAGAGUGACCAAAGGGGGCUCCACUGAGGAUGCCAGCCAGUACUACUGCGACAAGAAUGACAAUGGUGAUGGCUACUUGAUCCUGAUCCGUAUCACUCCAGAUGAAGAUGGGAGAUUUGGAUUUAAUCUUAAGGGAGGAGUGGAUCAAAAGAUGCCUCUUGUGGUCUCAAGGAUAAAUCCAGAGUCACCGGCAGACACCUGCAUUCCUAAGCUGAAUGAAGGGGAUCAGAUCGUGUUGAUCAAUGGCCGGGACAUCUCAGAGCACACCCACGACCAGGUGGUGAUGUUCAUCAAAGCCAGCCGGGAGUCACAUUCAAGGGAGCUGGCCCUGGUGAUCAGGAGGAAAGCUGUCCACUCAUUUGCUGAGAUCAAAUCAGAAGAUGAACUGAACCAGCUUUUCCCAGAGGCCAUUUUCCCCAUGUGUCCGGAGGGCGGGGACAAUUUGGAAGGAUCCAUGGACCUGCUGAAGAAAGGCCUUGAAAGUGGGACAGUGCUGAUCCAGUUUGAGCAACUCUACAGAAAGAAGCCAGGUUUGGCCAUCACAUUUGCAAAGCUGCCUCAAAAUUUGGACAAAAACCGAUAUAAAGAUGUGCUGCCUUAUGACACCACCCGGGUAUCAUUGCAGGGAAAUGAAGAUUAUAUUAAUGCGAGUUAUGUGAAUAUGGAAAUUCCUGCUGCUAACCUUGCGAACAAGUACAUCGCCGCUCAGGGACCCCUGCCACACACCUGUGCACAAUUUUGGCAAGUUGUCUGGGAUCAGAAGUUGUCACUCAUCGUCAUGUUGACGACCCUCACAGAGCGAGGGCGGACCAAGUGUCACCAAUAUUGGCCCGAUCCUCCUGCCGUCAUGGACCAUGGCAUCUUUCACAUCCAGUGUCGCUCAGAGGACUGCACCAUUGCCUAUGUGUCCCGAGAGAUGCUGGUCACAAACACCGAGACUGGGGAAGAACACACUGUGACACAUCUCCAGUAUGUCGCAUGGCCUGAUCACGGUGUGCCAGAUGACUCUUCAGACUUUCUGGAAUUUGUGAACUAUGUGAGGUCCCUGAGGGUGGACGGGGAGCACGUCUUAGUUCACUGCAGCGCUGGAAUAGGCCGAACGGGUGUGUUGGUCACUAUGGAAACAGCCAUGUGCUUAAUUGAGAGAAACCUGCCCGUUUACCCACUGGAUAUCGUUCGGAAAAUGCGAGGCCAGCGCGCCAUGAUGGUGCAGACAUCAAGCCAGUACAAGUUUGUGUGCGAAGCGAUCCUUCGUGUGUAUGAAGAAGGCUUAGUCCAGAGGCUGGAUCCCAGUUAGGACAACUGUGAAGUGUUCAUUCCUCCUUCCCCAGGGGGACAGGCCUUCCUCCAGAGGCCCCAAGAGGAACGGGUCGUUGUGGGCAGGGGAUGAGCACAUGUGAACCCGGCACUUUAAAUUUCUGAGGAAGAGGCAUCCUGGACACGGGAGCUGGUGUAGAUAUGCAUGCCGCUGUGGCUUCCUUUAGACUGGAGAGAAAUAGCAAAAGGGGAUCUCGGUUUGGGGUCUGUCCAAAUGCCUUCCUCCCUAGGCAUCUCUGUGCCCUGUGGGCCUCCUUGGGCAACCAGAGAGGGCACCAGCAGUGCUGUUGAUCCCCUGACAGUGGCCAGUGGGUUUCCUAGGGUUGCUUAGGUGUUUCGUGUGUUGUGUGUAGGCCUCUGGGCUGAGUUUCCCGUGCCUCUAGGCAGGACUGGAGCAGUUAGCGGUCACUGCUUACCCCCGACACCAGGAACCCUGGUGAAUGUACAUGUGCAGGACACAGGGACCUCGGAUGAGGGACAAGCAGUGCAUUUUCUGCCCUCCCUUUUGCCUCUCUCAUCUCUCACCCCUCCCCAGAUUCCUGAGAGUCACGUCCAAAACGUGCCUGCUUUCCCCCUGCGUUUCUCCUUCAGGUUCACACCUGUGCCUGAACCAUGUGAGUAAUGUGUGUUCAGGUGAAGGUCGAGCCGGGGCGCCGAGAACUAGCAUAGAAGCAGGCGCGUCUCUCGCCUCUGCUUGCUGUCACUGUGUCCUCUGUCCCUGGACCAGAGGCGCUGACUACUGAGUCUACUACGUGGAUUGCUGCUACUUCAUGCUCUCGCACUAAAACGAGGCAAU
Molecule: messenger RNA, 3801 nt
Organism: Castor canadensis (American beaver)
Lineage: Eukaryota; Metazoa; Chordata; Mammalia; Rodentia; Castoridae
Gene: Ptpn3
Product: protein tyrosine phosphatase non-receptor type 3
Biological process (GO): protein dephosphorylation
Cellular component (GO): cytoplasmic side of plasma membrane; cytoskeleton; cytoplasm
Molecular function (GO): cytoskeletal protein binding; protein tyrosine phosphatase activity
Source: RefSeq, a predicted model, not a curated record